Messenger RNA from Nerophis lumbriciformis (worm pipefish), 804 nucleotides. The record is from RefSeq and is a predicted model, not a curated record. Lineage: Eukaryota; Metazoa; Chordata; Actinopteri; Syngnathiformes; Syngnathidae.
AUGUAUGCGAGCGCCACUCACUUUGUGCUGCUCUUGCCGCUGCUUAUCGUUUGCGCUCUGGGACUGGGCUCCGAGCUAAGGGUUCGGGUCCGGCUCGCUGACGGGCUGGUGACGGACGAGGUUCUGGAGGCGGACAGUGAGAGAGACUUCAUAUCGGUGGAGUUCAAACAAGGGGACGGAACUCUUAUCACUUUUAUGGUCGACUUCAGACAGGAAGUGAAGAUAUUCCGAUCACUAAUCCUGGGCGAGCUGGAAAGAGGACAGAACCAGUACCAAGCCCUGUGCUUCAUCUCCCGGCUCAGCCGCAAUGAGAUCAUCCCAAGCGAGUCCAUGGCCCGCCUCAGACAGAAAAAUCCUCAUGCCGUUCGCUUGGCGGAGGAGCGUCGCGGCCUGGAGCAGCUGACCAUGAGCGCCUCAGUCAACGUGAGCCGGGCCUGGCAGCUGAGUGGCCACAUCCACAACAUGUGCAGCGAGGCCCAUGAAGCCAUCUACACCACAGAGGCUGACGUCAAGCACUGGCUGGACAAAGGCGUCGAUGCCUCCAUGUUCGAGGUUCUGCCCCACAAUUCCGAGACGCCCCAAUUCCAUGCCUGUCACACCACUAGUGACUUGUGGCAGCCGUGCUUGUGCUCUUAUGGCCUACGCCUGGAGUGGUACCCUUGCCUCCUCAAGUACUGCCGCAGCCGUGACCCUACAGGCAGAGGCUCCACCUACAAGUGUGGCAUCAAGAGCUGUAGCAAGGGCUACCACUUCACUUACUAUGUCCCUCAAAAACAGUUGUGCCUAUGGGACGAGGAGACCUAG